Molecule: messenger RNA, 2896 nt
Organism: Seriola dumerili (greater amberjack)
Lineage: Eukaryota; Metazoa; Chordata; Actinopteri; Carangiformes; Carangidae
Gene: snrka
Product: SNF related kinase
Biological process (GO): protein phosphorylation; intracellular signal transduction; microtubule cytoskeleton organization
Cellular component (GO): cytoplasm
Molecular function (GO): protein serine/threonine kinase activity; ATP binding; tau-protein kinase activity
Source: RefSeq, a predicted model, not a curated record
UGCAAUUCCUCGUUUUACGAACGAACCCUGGGCACAGGCACCUCCUGAGUGCCGCGGUCACCACCGAGAGGCUGCACCACCCUCAUCUUCUCUGAUAAUUUGCGAUAAGCUUCAAUUGACAGCACCCGAAGGACUCCAAGGCACCCGGCGAAGACCGGACUCAGGGCUUUAUGUUUACCGAAGACAGGCUGGAGAGGAAGCCGGAGCCAUGGGUUUCUCUUUUCAGCCUUUGAUGAACUGAACUAAGCUGGACUCACAGGACUCAGCCAAUCAGUCCCUACCUGCAGUGGGGGCUCCCCUCUCCCCAUCGCACUCUAUAGCUAUGGCAGGCUUCAAGCGGGGCUAUGAUGGCAAGAUCGCUGGCCUGUAUGACCUUGACAAGACGCUGGGCCGCGGCCACUUUGCUGUGGUCAAGCUGGCACGCCAUGUCUUCACCGGGGAGAAAGUGGCGGUGAAGGUGAUCGACAAGACUAAGCUGGACACUGUGGCCACGGGUCACCUCUUCCAGGAAGUCCGCUGCAUGAAGCUGGUCCAACAUCCCAACAUUGUGCGCCUGUAUGAAGUGAUAGACACUCAGACCAAACUUUACCUCAUCUUGGAGCUAGGUGAUGGAGGGGAUAUGUUUGACUACAUUAUGAAACAUGAGGAGGGUCUGAACGAAGAGCUGGCCAAGAAAUAUUUUGCCCAGAUUGUCCAUGCUAUUUCCUACUGCCAUCGGCUGCACGUGGUGCACAGGGACCUCAAACCGGAGAAUGUGGUGUUUUUCGAGAAACAAGGGCUGGUCAAGCUCACUGACUUUGGAUUCAGUAACAAGUUUCAGCCGGGGAAAAAGCUGACAACCAGUUGUGGAUCUCUGGCAUACUCUGCACCAGAAAUACUGUUGGGCGAUGAGUAUGAUGCUCCGGCCGUAGAUAUCUGGAGUCUGGGUGUGAUCCUGUUCAUGUUGGUGUGUGGCCAGCCGCCCUUCCAGGAAGCUAACGACAGCGAGACGCUCACCAUGAUCAUGGACUGUAAAUACACCGUACCGGCCCACGUCUCCAGCGCCUGCAAAGAUCUUAUAGACCGGAUGCUUCAAAGGGACCCCAAGCAGCGAGCAUCCCUGGAUGAAAUCGAGACACACACUUGGCUGCAGGGGGUUGACCCAUCCCCAGCCACCAAAUACAACACUCCCCUGGUCUCCCACAAGAACCUGUCCGAAGAGGAACACAACAGCAUCAUCCAGCGCAUGGUGCUGGGAGAUAUUGCUGACCGAGAAGCCAUAGUCGAAGCCCUGGAGACCAACAAGUACAACCACAUCACAGCCACCUACUACCUGCUGGCAGAGAGGAUCCUGAGGGAGAAGCAGGAGAAGGAGGUCCAGACCCGCUCGUCCAGCCCCAGCAACAUCAAGGCCCAGUUCAGGCAGUCCUGGCCCACCAGAGUGGACAUGCACCAGGACAUCGAGGACAGCUUGGCGGCGUCCUCCAUCUCCCAUGCUGGAGGCCCCCAGUCCCCGGCUCGCAGCGCCGAGAACCUGCUGAACGGACACCGCUCCAAAGGCCUGAUGGAGCUGGGCCGGCGGGAGGAGACGGUGACGGACUCUCUGGGUCUGCCGGCUCAGGGAGCCUGUGCUGCCGCCUCGGGCCCCGCUCUUGGCUCUGGUUCUGGGACCAUCAGGGCCCCCAGUCCCUCCACCUCAGGAUCAGCCAAGCAGCGAACCUGCCUGUUCAGGGUGGAGGAGGAUGAGGAGGAGGAGGAAGAGCAGGACCCAUCUCCCCUCCCGACCCAGGUGAUCUUGCGGCGUAAGCCCCCCUCCGUCACCAAUCGCCUCACAUCCAGGAAGAGCGCACCGGUGCUGAACCAGAUCUUUGAGGAGGAGGGGGAGUCGGACGACGACUUCGACAUGGACGAGGGUCUGCCGCCCAAACUCAGCCGCCUUAAGAUGAACAUGGCCGGAAACGCCACCAGCCUGAACUCGGGGGCCAGCUCCUCCUCAUCCCCGGGGUCCACGCAGAAGCGCUACCACCGGCGUAAGAGCCAGGGGAGGGGGUCGUCGUGCUCCAGCUCUGAGACGAGCGACGACGACUCAGAGAGCCACCGGAGACGUCUGGACAAAGACUCGGGCUUCGGUUACGGCUGGAACAGACGGGACAGCAGCGAGGGCCCCCCCGGCAGCUCGGGAGGCAACGGGGGAGGCAGCAGCUCAGGGCAGGGGAAGCCUCCCGGAGAGGGCGGAGGUUCCUCCGGUCCAGACCGGAGUCCUCCUGGAGGGGGUGGGAAUGGAGGUGGAGGGGUGGCGGGGAGUGGAGGAGGGAAUGGGGGAGGAGGAGGGGGUAACAAAGGACAGGACAGCCCCUCAAGUUGUUGUAACAACAGUAGCACCACUAACCCCACCCUCAGCACUCUGUCGCGCUCCGCCCGCUCGGCGAGCCGCAGCACCGAGCUGGUGGAGAGUCUGAAGCUCAUGAGCCUGUGCCUCAGCUCGCAGCUGCAGCACCACCGCGGGGGGCGGGGGGGCCGAGGGGGUGUGGAGGGAGGAGGUGGUGAGGGGAAGUUAAUCAUAGACCCUCGCAGUCUCUCAGGCGGGAGUGUGAAAAUCCAGGAGAAGUCCGCCUGGAGGAUGUGCAUCAGCUCCUCGGCGAGCCUAGACACCAUCACCCUGCCCACCACUGCCGCCCUGCCUCGCACCCACUCCGCCCAGCACCACCACCGCAAAACGGCGCCGCACAACCCCCCCGGCCUGCGGUCGGGGCCGGGCGACAGGAACGCUCACAGCAACCUGAGCACUUUGAAAAACGGCAUGCUCCAACUACCUCUCUGUGAGAAGACCAUCUCUGUGAACAUCCAGCGCGGUGGAGGCUCCAGGGACGGUCUGCUCUGUACCUCCGCCCCCGCCAGCUGCUGCCAGGUGAUCUGA